This is a messenger RNA of Athene cunicularia (burrowing owl), 753 nucleotides long. RefSeq names its product phospholipase A2, membrane associated-like. Bases 82 to 516 code for a protein of 144 amino acids. Gene Ontology annotation, molecular function: phospholipid binding; calcium ion binding. The record is from RefSeq and is a predicted model, not a curated record. Gene Ontology annotation, biological process: lipid catabolic process; phospholipid metabolic process; arachidonate secretion. NCBI's taxonomy places the organism in Eukaryota, Metazoa, Chordata, Aves, Strigiformes, Strigidae. The transcript has 5 exons.
UGGACCUCACCAUCUAUAUAAAGCAAACUCGCUAACCAGCACUCUUGGAGAUGCAAGGUCUGGGCGGGGGCCAGCCUGAGGAUGAAGAAUCUCCUCUUUGCCAUGACCUUGGCUUGCGGGCUGCUGCCGGCUCGCGGCAGCGUUCUGGAGCUGGAGCAGAUGAUCCAGUCGACCACGGGGAAAAGCGCCCUGCUCUCCUACAGCUGGUACGGCUGCUUCUGCGGCGUCGGGGGCAGAGGGACCCCGGUGGACUCCACCGACCAAUGCUGCCUGGCCCACGACUGCUGCUACAGGAAGCUGAGAGAGGGCAAGUGCAGGCCCCUGAUAACCCCCUACCACUUCGACACUGACAAUGGCAACAUCACCUGCAGUAACGAGCAGAGCUGGUGCAAGAGAGAGACGUGCCUGUGCGACAAGGCCGUGGCUUUGUGCUUCGCGAGCACUUUGCAUUCCUACAAUAAAUCCUACCGCUUCUAUUUCAAGCUGAAAUGCCGAGGAAGCAAGCUCCAGUGCUGAGGAGGGGAAAUCUGCACAUAAGGUUGCAGAUUUUGAUGGGCUUUCCCCAUCACUAUGGCGAGAAAAGCCUGAUGUGGGGGCUGACCAGAGCCGGAGCCAUAAGGCUUCCCACAGGCUCAUGCUCAGGGUGAGGGAGGGCACGCUCACAUUACAGAAGAAAAUCCCCCACAAAAUCACAUCAGUUUCCAUUUUUCUGUCCCUUCCUCCUCUUUUUUUUUUUUUUUCUUUUGGUUUCAU